Ipomoea nil (Japanese morning glory) is the source of this 1533-nucleotide messenger RNA. RefSeq names its product transcription factor bHLH48-like. Gene Ontology annotation, biological process: regulation of DNA-templated transcription. The transcript is spliced from 7 exons. Lineage: Eukaryota; Viridiplantae; Streptophyta; Magnoliopsida; Solanales; Convolvulaceae. Gene Ontology annotation, cellular component: nucleus. Bases 55 to 1143 code for a protein of 362 amino acids. Gene Ontology annotation, molecular function: DNA-binding transcription factor activity; protein dimerization activity. The record is from RefSeq and is a predicted model, not a curated record.
UGUGAACUGGGGACUGGGGACUGGGGACUGGUUUUUGGUUCAUUACAAAUAGGAAUGGAGUCAAUGGAAUUGGGUCAAACUAGAUCCGUGAAUUGCGGAGCGAAACCCGGAGAUAUCCGAACUGAGCUUCCACAGUUUGGCAACGAGGGCUUCCAUAGUUUAAUGCCAGUAGUAUCUGAGGAAGCUGGAAGUUCGUUCACUGCUCUACUCGGGCUCCCAGCGAAGCAGGCGGUGGAGCUCUUGGUUCACUCGUCGGAAGCAGAAGAUUCGCCGGCGACGAAGCUUCCUGAAAUUGAACCUCAGAGGAAUUAUCACCACCAGGGUUUUCUUCCGCCGCCAAUUUUCCCUUCGGACACGGCUUUGGUUGACCGAGCCUCCAAAUUCUCCGUCUUCGCCGGGAACUCACCGGAGACGGAAUCAAUUCCGUCGAAUUCGUGCUCGAAGCCGCCGCAUUUCGUGAAGUCGGAGCCCGCAGAUUCGGACUCAAACCCGAAUUCAUCCCCGGCCGUUUCCAAUCCAACUGUCAAUCAGAAAUCCGCCAAACGAAAGGAGAGAGAGAAAAAGAUUAAAGAACCCAGCAAGAAGAGCAAGAAAGCAGCUAACAAUACCUCGGAGGGGGAUGGUGAGAAGCUUCCAUAUGUUCAUGUCCGAGCUCGCCGAGGCCAAGCCACCGAUAGCCAUAGCUUAGCUGAAAGAGCAAGGAGAGAAAAGAUUAAUGCUAGAAUGAAGCUGUUACAGGAGCUGGUCCCAGGAUGUAACAAGAUUUCAGGUACUGCAAUGGUGUUGGAUGAGAUCAUUAACCAUGUCCAGUUCCUACAGCGCCAAGUCGAGUUCUUAUCAAUGAGACUUGCUGCUGUCAACCCAAGAAUCGAUUUUAAUAUUGAUGCUCUCUUCGCUGCUGAAACUGAUUCCCCUGUGGAAAAUAACUGCACUGGCAUGAUAAUGCCCUCGAUGUGGCCCGAGGGGCAAGCCAUUGAAAACAGACCGCAACAUCAACAGCUAUGGCAUGCCGAUGGAUUUCAUCAACCUAUGUGGACUAGGGAAGAGAAUUGUAGCUUCAUAGCACCUGAGAACUCACUAUUAACUUAUGACUCGACAAAUUCAGGUCCUUUGCUUGCAAAUCAGCUAAAGAUGGAGAUAUGAAAGAAAGCGAAAGCAAAUGUUUUUGCAGUGGUUAGGCAUGAUGUAUAUAUGAUUUAUUAUAGUAGUAGAUAGCGGGGAAGUAGAGAGGAUGGCAUCAAGAGUUCCAACCCAACCGGGUAUCCACAUUCUCUAAUUAACAGAGAACCAGAAACUCCCAUUACUCUUAUCUGAGUAUGAGUAUAUAGAAGAAGAAGCUAAGUAUGACAUCUAUUUUAUGAAUGAAUACUAACGUAGAGGAAAGCGGAGGGAGUCACUUCGUGUGAUGGAUGCUUAGCUUGUUUGUAUGAUGAGAUAAGAUAAGGAUUCAUUCAUGCUUGCAGCUUGUUUGUAAAGCAAGAUGGACACUAUUAUUAUGAUUCACAGUGGGAGGGAGGAACCCAAUUCUAUCAA